Coccinella septempunctata (seven-spotted ladybird) is the source of this 954-nucleotide messenger RNA. RefSeq names its product ATP-binding cassette sub-family C member 4-like. Gene Ontology annotation, biological process: transmembrane transport. Bases 1 to 954 code for a protein of 317 amino acids. Lineage: Eukaryota; Metazoa; Arthropoda; Insecta; Coleoptera; Coccinellidae. Gene Ontology annotation, molecular function: ATPase-coupled transmembrane transporter activity; ATP hydrolysis activity; ATP binding. The record is from RefSeq and is a predicted model, not a curated record. Gene Ontology annotation, cellular component: membrane. The transcript has 2 exons.
AUGAGUGGAAUCAAAAAUCACAGCUACCUCAUAGGACUACUCUACUCCCUCGAAUUUUUCAUAACAAGAAUAGCAGUCUUCAUAAGCCUAGUUGUUUACGUCCUUCUCGGGAAUACUUUGGCACCGCAGAAGAUCUUCGUCGUAACUGCCAUAUACAACGUGAUUAAGCCAGCUGUCACAAUAGUCUUUGCCAUGAGCAUAACCGCCCUCUUCAGUGUCAACGUUUCCCUGAAGAGAAUUGAAAACUUUCUUCGAAAUCAAGAUUACGUUGAAAAUCCAUCCGGUUUUACACCGAACAACCUUAGGCAUAUCGACCCAAGAGACCUGGAAUCCAAUCAGGUCUCUUUACCAAUUGAGCCGAGGGUUUUCAUAUUAUCAGGAGAAUUAGUUGCUAUCAUCGGUCCAGUUGGAAGUGUCAAGACGAGUCUCCUCAAUAUGUUGUUGAAAGAAAUGAUUGUCAUAAGCGGAGACGUAGAUAUUCAAGGAAGAAUAUCUCACGCGUCACAAGAACCUUGGUUCUUCGCUGGAAGCAUCCAGCAAAAUAUACUUUUCGGAGAAUCCUACGAUCAGGAUAGGUAUGAAUCAGUUACACAUGUUUGCGCUCUUUUAGGUGAUUUUCAAAAUUUCCUUCACGGCGAUGCUACUCUAGUCGGGGAAAGAGGAAAAGCACUCAACGGCGGGCAGAAGUCAUGGGUGAACUUGGCCAGAUGCAUCUACAGAAAAGCAGAUAUUUAUAUUUUAGACGAUCCUUUAUCUGCUGUGGACGCCAAGAUAGGCAGGCAUCUGUACCAGAAAUGCAUAGAAACAUUUUUAGGGGACAAAAUUUGUAUUUUGGUAACUCAUCAGUUGCAGUACCUGAAAACAGCUGAUAAAAUAAUAAUAAUGAAGGAUGGUCGUAUCGAGGCAUGCGGCACGUUUUCAGAAUUACAAAAUAGUGGUUUAGAUUUCGCUUAA